AUGUGGUCGACCAAACUCUUGUGUCUUGCGCUGCAAGUCACGUCGUCAUUCUCUCUUCCCGCUGAAAUCCCGACUCAAGAGUAUCCAUCGCCGCAAGGAACCGGCAAAGGAAUUUGGAAAGAUGCGUACGCAAAAGCGCAGCAAUUUGUGGAUCGAUUGACGCUCGAGGAGAAGGUCAAUGUUACGCGUGGUUUCGCGGCGGAUAAUGUUUGCGCUGGUAACACGGGUACGAUUCCGCGCCUUGGAUGGCCUGGCUUGUGUCUGCAUGAUGCUGGUAACGGAGUGAGAGCGACGGAUUUUGUGAACUCGUAUCCUUCUGCUUUGCAUGUCGGUGCGAGUUGGGACAAGAAUUUGACGUAUCAGCGGGGGUAUUACAUGGGGAAGGAAUUCAAGGCCAAGGGAGUCAACGUCCUUCUUGGUCCAAAUGUUGGGCCUUUGGGAAGAACACCGCUUGGGGGACGAAACUGGGAGGGAUUCUCCGUGGAUCCCUACCUUACUGGCCAACUCAGCGCAGAGUCCAUCAUCGGGCAUCAAGACGCCGGAGUCAUCGCCAACGUCAAACACUUCAUCGCGAACGAGCAAGAAACCUACCGUCGCCCUUACUUCGGCAUCGAAGCAGUAUCCUCCAACGUCGACGACAAGACUCUUCACGAGUAUUAUCUCUGGCCCUUUGUGGAGUCGGUAAGAGCAGGCGUCGCAUCGGUGAUGUGUUCAUACAACCGCGUCAACGGAACGUAUGCCUGCGAGAACAGCAAGCUCAUGAACGGACUUCUCAAGACUGAGCUUGAGUUUGAGGGGUUUGUAUUGCUGGAUUGGAAUGCGCAGCAUAAUCUUGAGAGUGCGAAUGCGGGCCUUGAUAUGGUUAUGCCGAUGGGGGGAUUCUGGGGGGAGAAUUUGACGAUGGCUGUGGAGAAUGGGACAGUUAAGGAGGAGAGAGUUACGGAUAUGGCCACAAGAAUCCUGGCCGCUUGGUACCUCGUCGGCCAAGACAUCGACUUUCCAACCCCAGGUAUCGGAAUGAAGAACCUCUCUCUUCCCCACGAGCAAGUCGAAGCUCGUAUCCCCGAGUCGCGGCCAACCCUGCUCGAGGGCGCUAUCGCAGGCCAUGUACUGGUCAAGAACGAGAACAACACUCUUCCCUUUGCUCAAAAGCCCAAGAUGAUCUCUGUCUUUGGGUAUGAUGCCACCGUCGCCAAGACGAAGAAUACGGACAAUCUAUUCCAGUUGGGCUACACGUCAUCGCCAGAGAUGGGACAGGCUGUUCUUGGGACUGAAGAGCACUUUGACCAAGCUGCCAAGGGAGGAACGAUAGUUUCCGGGGGCAGGGCAGCUGCUAACUCGCCGCCUUAUAUCAGCGAUCCACUCAGCGCGAUUCAACAGAGAGCCGCAAAGGAUGGAAGCUGGGUGAACUGGGACCUUUCAUCCUCCAACCCCGACGUGAACGGUGCAACCGAUGUCUGCCUCGUCUUCAUCAACGCCAUGGCUACAGAGGGCUGGGACCGCGAUGGUCUUUACGACGAUUUCAGCGACGCUCUAGUCCUCAAUGUUGCAUCGCAAUGCGCCAAUACGAUUGUUACAAUCCACGCAGCAGGCAUUCGUCUUGUUGAUCAAUGGAUCGAACAUCCUAACAUCACAGCAACAAUCAUCGCACAUCUGCCCGGCCAAGAUAGUGGCGAGGCGCUCGUGAAGCUUCUUUAUGGUGAGGCUGAUUUCUCAGGGAAACUGCCCUACACCCUGGCCAAGAACGAGAGUGAUUAUACGCCUUACAAGCCCUGUGGACUGGAGGAGGGCAGCAAGGAUCCGCAGUGCGACUUUACUGAAGGCGUGUAUCUUGACUACCGCUCGUUCGACGAUCGGGAUGUCACGCCGAGGUUUGAGUUCGGGUAUGGACUUAGCUACACCGAGUUCGAGUACUCUGACUUAGUGGUCAAGGUUGCUGAGACAAGUGCUUCAGCUGCUGAUGAUGAUCUCUGGAGUACUUUUGCUACUGUUCAAGCCACUGUCUCCAAUAUCGGAAAGCGAGAUGGUGAGGAAGUUGCUCAGCUAUACGUUGCUAUUCCGAAUAGUCCACCCAAACAACUCCGAGGUUUUGAGAAAGUCAAGAUUAGCAGGGGUGAAUCUGUCGAUGUUCCAUUUGAGCUCACAAGACGUGACCUAAGUGUCUGGGACGUCGUCAAGCAAGAUUGGACUCUUCAGUCAGGCAAUUACACCAUUUUUGUCGGCUCCAGUAGCCGCACCCUCCCUUUAGAGGAGUCAUUCAGCAUAGAAGUUUAG
Fusarium subglutinans is the source of this 2274-nucleotide messenger RNA. Its product is annotated as beta-glucosidase. Gene Ontology annotation, molecular function: beta-glucosidase activity. Bases 1 to 2274 code for a protein of 757 amino acids. The transcript has 6 exons. Gene Ontology annotation, biological process: glucan catabolic process. Lineage: Eukaryota; Fungi; Ascomycota; Sordariomycetes; Hypocreales; Nectriaceae. The record is from RefSeq and is a predicted model, not a curated record.